This is a messenger RNA of Mytilus trossulus (common blue mussel), 2557 nucleotides long. RefSeq lists its product as uncharacterized. Bases 886 to 1878 code for a protein of 330 amino acids. The transcript is spliced from 3 exons. NCBI's taxonomy places the organism in Eukaryota, Metazoa, Mollusca, Bivalvia, Mytilida, Mytilidae. The record is from RefSeq and is a predicted model, not a curated record.
UAUUGCCGCUCAUACUUGCGUGAAAUACUUGUGACACGGAUUACAAGAAGACGUUCAGUUAUAUAUAUAAUUUGUCACCGAGAAUGACAUGUAAAUAUAAGGGAAUAUACUGAUACCGAUUUAUGCAUGUCUUUGUAAUGUGUUUUUGAAAGUUAAUAUUAGUUGAAUAUAUAUAUAUUCAUAUAUUAUACCUAUACAGACAAACGGAUAGAAAUUUAGUUAUUUAUGUGAGUUGGAAUUAAUAUCACUUUAAUUUUGUGGAGAAAUUUAGUUAUUAAGUUGCUGAAAUACAGUUAUUUAUACGCACUAGUACUAGUGAAAGAUGGAAAUGUGCUGAAAAAUAUUAAAAGGAGUUUAGUAUUGCUUGGAAUUAAAACAGAUAUAAAGUACGUUCCGUUUUGGAUAAACGUACAUUUCAGUACAUACAGAAAAUUCAUCUAUUGAUUUAUAAUAAAUGUAUUUUGGAAUGCACAUUUUAAAAGAAUUCAGAUCGUUGGUUUCAUAAUCAGCAUCAAGAAUUAUUGUGUCUGAGAAGUGUUGCGUGGGAGUCUGCUGCCCUUAUGACCCAUUCGGAUGUGUUAUAAAAGUCAGCUCUAGCCGAAAGUUGAAAUGGUAUUUCCCGUCAGACUGUUAAUUCAUAUAUAGUGAACUUAUCUGGAUAUCUCUAUGAAUACAAUGAAUGGAAUAUAAUAUUAUUUAAUAUGAGAGUGAAUGGAACGCGUCAACUUAGUGGACGGUAGCAGUAUACAGCGUUAGAACUUUUAGUAGCAAAGAACAACCGAAGGGUGAAGAAGUUAAAACAUCUAUAAACCCAACUGAGAAGUUAUUUUAAAGCAUAGACAAUAAUGUUCCUGACAAAGUUUCCUCGGUUAAGAGGAGACUGAUAUGGUUUCAUUGAUAUUUCUGCAAGGAGAAAAGACGAAAAAGUACCGUACAAAUGUUCGUGAAAUGUGUUCUUCGUCAACAUUACUAAAGAUCAAGGGAAUCAAAGAGCUUGCUUAUUUCGUAUUAUUUUCCGUGAUGCUGACAAGCUCUACGCUGGCCGCCCCAAAUCGAGGCUACACGAAUAUUGAUGCUGGUGGUCAACAAGGAAUAUUAUUUCACAAUUGUAGAGAAGUGGACUUCGAACAUUUACAAUAUCUAAUGGGUAGUUCGUUCGACUCGAAAAGAAUGGCAAUAGAUAAGAAAAACAUAGAUCAUAAUUCAUUCACAGAAAGAUCGAUUUCAAAUGCAUUAGACAAUGAAAUAGACGAUGAUAAUUCAGACUAUUUAAAUGAUAUGCCAUAUUCAAACACAGAUGACGAUGAAUUCGGAGACUUUUCUGAUUUAGAACGUUCUGAAAAUGGACUAGACGCACAAGAUGAUGAAAGCUCAAAGCCGGAUCAAAAUUCAAUAAAUUAUAUGCGGCGGAAGCGACAAACAAAAAGUAACUAUGUAAACGAAGACAAUGAAAUAGAUAGAAUUAGAUCAUCACGUAAAAAUUCAGGUGAAAAACCUCAAAAGAAAUUAUUUAGUGAUUUAAAAAAGUUUAUUCGAAAGUCUAAAAAAGGCCGAAAGGUGAAAAAAUUGCCAUGGGCUUGUCAUUUGCAACAACAGUGGGUUAAAAGGAAAGACACUUAUCCACCAUUCCUUUUGUCAGGAUCAUGCCAAAGUCAAAAAAAGUGUUUCUAUAAUUUGUAUGACUGUAAACCAGUACUGUAUGGUGUCAAAAUAUUACGAAGAGAUCCAUCUAGGUGUAAUCCUAUUCCGGCAUUGGGAAAUAGCACAGUGUACGAGGAGGUAUGGAUCAAAGAACAAGUUGACGUCACGACGGGCUGUGAAUGUGGCGUAGGAAAGAACCGUAAGUCACGACGGAGGAAGAAUAAAGGACGACCAUAAUAUUUUCACAUUCCCUUCAUGCGAAAAGUAGAUUUUUAUUCCAGUAUAUGUGAUGCCGACGAGAAAUCCACACAGUGGAAGUUAAGAAAACUCACCGGAGUAAACUAUUUUUAUAUACAUAACCAGUGCAAUGUAUUUCCCAAGUGUUACUGUUGUGAUAUUCAAAUGUUAUUUAGCAUUUACUUCCAUAUUUACUGCCAAAGUUAAGACAUUCCUUAAUGCUCUGUUGGACUAGAGGCUACAGCACUUAAUUUCAGAAAUCCAAAAUCCGUAGCGAUAGGGAUUGAACUGUGAUCGUGUGUUCAGCAAAUAUCAUUUGUUAUUUAUACAUUUAAACUUUUGCGGGUAAACUGGACCUUAUAUCGUUGUAAUACAUCCGAUUCGGCAGACCGGAAGUGUACAAACAUUUGAUAUAAGUUUUGUUAAAUAAACCGACAUCGGCAGUGUUUGCUGAAUAUAAAAGACAUUCCUGUUUAUAGUUGUUAAUUAGGAAUGGGUUCAUAAUGAAAGCACUAUUGGUGCUGAGAAAGAUUUAAGGCCAGCAAAGAAACACGUGUUUCUCAAAGUAUUUAUCCAAUGGCGUGAAUGAGAGAAUGUUUGUUGAUGAAUGUUUGUCCUUGUUAAUACUUAUUUAAAUUAUUGUUGUAUAUUUCUACAAAGUAAAAUACAGUUAUAAAAC